GCGUUUUCGCGUUUGCGCAAGAGCAUUGAAUUUAUUGAAACUUUCAUCGCUUGGAGACUGAAGUUUUCACGGGCGACAGGGAAUUCAUUUUCUUCCCGAUGAAUCGAUUGCACCUCGGCCCGGAGUAGUUCAAAACGUAAAUAAUUAAUCAGCCACCAUGGCGAGUCAACAGUACUCGUUACGAUGGAACAACUAUGUACGGCACAUGACAAGUGCUUUCGAAUCUCUACGGAGUGACAAAGACCUGAUCGAUGUCACGCUCAGCUGCGAAGGAAAGAAAAUCCCAGCCCACAAAAUGCUGUUAUCAGCGUGCAGUUCCUAUUUCAAAGACUUAUUCAAGGAAAACCCUUGCCAGCACCCUGUUAUAAUUUUCCGUAAUGUCACAUUUGUUGAUCUCGUGGCGUUGGUCGACUUCAUGUACAAUGGAGAGGUCAACGUGGAGCAAGAACAGUUAGCAUCAUUCCUCAACACUGCUGAACUGCUUCAAGUACAGGGUCUCACAAACAGCAGUAAAGAUCAAGAGAAAUUUAGAAAGACUGCCAAAGAGGACGACAGAGUACCUGGUUCCAGUUCUCAAUUUGAUGAAGAUGGCGAGGAAAGAACGACGACGCCAACUAGAACAGGUCCUCCUGCAGCCAAGAAAAGAAAAUGGCAGUCGCCAAGCAGAACAGAAAGUCCAGCUGCUCUCCUCGAGUCCCAAACUGCGCAAGUGAGUUCUGGUGGUGACGAGGAUUUGCAGACUAUUGAUCAAGUGCCUUUAAAAACUGAAACGCCAGAAUAUGAUGAUGAGGAUGACGUGCAAGCGGAAUCUGGAGGGGAGGACACAACUGAUGAACAAGAUAUUGUCCAGAAAAUCCAGAAAAGUGAUCAGCUGGUGUUGACAUCUAACAGAAAUAGGACUUCCAAUAAUGAACACUCGCUUUUCGGCAACAAUUCUAUGGAUAUGGACUCUGGUGAUAUGAGCAGUUUUGGUAUGGCUGGACCAUCAAAUGAAAGCAUGGGCCAAGAUGGAAUGCAAGAGCUUGUGUCUCCAUUCAACGAAGUGUCAGAGCCGAACGAAAAUAUUAACUUCGUCUAUACCGAUGCCGAUCCUCUUGCGAUUGAUGAACCGAGGAAUUUUAUUAACAAAGACGAGUUGGUCAGCAACCAGGACGGCCGAUACUCCUGCAGCAUAUGCAACCGCGACUUUGCUUCUCAAAGGCUUUAUCAUUCGCACCUUGACAAGCACCAAGAGUUGACCCCUAGCAUAAAGUGCAAUAAAUCGUUCAGCACAGUUAGAAAACUCAACUUGCGCAUGGCGAAUCGCCGAAAGACGCUCAAGUGCAAUAAAUGUGGCAAAACGUUUAGCACUUCCUCUUUGCUCAGACAGCACUUGGACAUACACAAGGAUGGACCGGAUGUGCAUUUCCUUUUGUCCGGCGGGUACGAGUCGGCGCCGGCGUCGUCAGGCAAAAUCAUUUCGUCCCAGGGCAAAUUCAUUUGUUCAGUGUGCAAUCGCACUUUCUCGCACAAGCGGUCGUGUUGGACACACAUGGCCAUGCACAACGGCCGCACCACGUGCUCCGUUUGCCAAAAGACGUUCAGCAGUUUGUCCAUCUUGAGAGCGCAUUAUGCGAAACACGAGGGCAAAACCGUGUGCUCGAUCUGUAACGUGAGCGUCAGCACGGCCAAAAGCUUGAAACGCCACAUGACCAGCGUUCACAACAUCCCAGCAGACGAGUCCAGCUCGUAGCGAACAGCGGACUUGCAAGUUAUUGGCUCAAAUCAGUGCUAAAGACAGACGAUAUGAUUUUGGCCCACACGUGGGGUGACAGCCAGUGAAUCCGAUUGAAUAAUUUACUCCUAUCACCUCCUGCCCUUGGCUACAAUAUAUUCUUACGAUUAAUCAGCAAACCAAUUACCAGGGAAAUGGAAAUUUUGACUGAAACUAAUGCAAUAACGCUAUACUACUAUGUAUAAUUCAUAUUGUACUUCUGAUGAUAAUGGAAGCGCAAAGCCCUAGUGCGAACGACAAAAUGGAUCUGGCCUUCUUUGUGAGAAACCCCAAACUCGAUGUUUAAUUAUUUUUAAGUUUGUUACAACUCGCGGAAGAUCCCUUGGCUAGCUUAAAGCACAAUAAUGAAAACAGCGAAAAUACAAAAAGACCCGUUGCGUUAUUCCAUGUUGAAAAAUCAAAAUAAACAACUUAUUGCUUUGGAGGACUA
This is a messenger RNA of Cloeon dipterum, 2204 nucleotides long. RefSeq names its product protein bric-a-brac 2-like. Gene Ontology annotation, cellular component: nucleus. Bases 158 to 1732 code for a protein of 524 amino acids. Gene Ontology annotation, molecular function: protein binding. The transcript has 8 exons. NCBI's taxonomy places the organism in Eukaryota, Metazoa, Arthropoda, Insecta, Ephemeroptera, Baetidae. Gene Ontology annotation, biological process: regulation of transcription by RNA polymerase II. The record is from RefSeq and is a predicted model, not a curated record.